AACUUGAUAUAAGUUCAAUUCAGCGUUGCAUUUGACACAAGCAGUGUGAAUUUUAUUACAUAAUUUUAAUAGACUUGUUCAAUAUUUAUUUAAUUCAGUGUUUAGCAGUAUUACCGUUUGUAUGAUUAACUGGAUUUAUUUUUACUAUAUUAGCGCAACUUAAAAAUGGUACAACAGCAAGUUCGCUCCACAAAUAUUUUCUUCGUUAUUCUAGUCUUGGAAGUUCUAGUCAUUCAUGGAUCUCAUUCAUCCCCUAAUGAUAGUUUAGUUGUUACAACGAAUUAUGGAAAGUUGAAGGGAACGCUUGAAAGUUCGAGGUCCAACAGAAGCUUUUGCGCGUUCAAAGGGAUACCGUACGCCAAGCCGCCAGUUGGCAAUCUCAGAUUUAGGGCCCCUGUUGCCCCAGACUCUUGGACAAACGUGCGAGAUGCCAGUAAAGAUGCCUCAAUGUGUAUUCAAAAAAAUUACUUGUUUUACGAAAAUCCGCCAGUAGAGGGAAAGGAAGACUGUCUUUAUCUAAACGUUUACACGCCACAGGUAUGUGACACAUUUUCUCACUUGCAUUGUAAAGCUGACUGUAACUUGAAGUGUGCGAGGACAUCAGUUUUCCAAAGUCGUCGUACAUUACUACCGGUUAUGGUAUUUAUUCACUAUGGCGCGUUUUUCGGGGGAACUGGACGUAGUGAUUACUUGGGUCCCGAAUUUUUUAUGGACAGGAAGGUUGUACUAGUUACGUUUAAUUAUCGUCUAGGUGCAUUUGGUUUUUUAAGCACGAACGAUGAUGCGUCCCCAGGUAAUUGGGGCUUGAAGGAUCAGGUCGCCGCGUUGCAGUGGGUGCACGAAAAUAUAAUUUUCUUUGGAGGAAACAAUCAAAAAGUUACAAUAUUCGGACAAAGCGCCGGUGCGGGAAGCGUUCACUAUCACAUGCUAAGUCCAACGACAAAACAUUUGUUUAGCAAGGCCAUAUCUCAGAGUGGGUCUACGCUUUCGCUGUGGGGACGACCUGCGAAUGAAUUGCAAGCCCAAAUCGCCAAACAGCAAGCGACGUUUGUUGGUUGUGAUGCCGGUACGGAUUCCAACACCAUGGUGUCGUGUUUGAGAAAUGUUGACGCGGAAAAGUUGGCUGAUUCCGUGGAAAAGUUUAAGUACUUUUCAUCAGAGCCGUUUUUGUUAUACGCGCCGGUAACGGAAAGGCGCACAGCCUUGAACCCUAAACCUUACAUAACCGAAGAUCCCUUAGAUAUUAUUAAAAGUGGACGGAUGCGUAAAGUUCCUUGGAUUCUUGGUGUUGUGGCCGAUGAAGGGAUCCUAAGGGCAUCACCGUUGUUACGACAAUCCAGUGUUUUGUCGGAACUGAACAGCAACUUUCUCGUUUUAGCACCGCAAAUGUUCGCCCUUUCACUAAGUAUCCCGGAUGAUAAUGUAAAAAAUGUCUUGAAUAAAAUCAACGAUUUUUACAUUGGAACCAAUUUCAUAAACAUUACUCAGCCCGAAAGUGUCCAAGGGUUUAUAGAUUUAUACAGUGAUAGAUCGUUCGUUUAUGGUUCAUACCAGUCAGCGUUGCUACACGCAUGGAAGGGACACACUCCCAUAUGGUUUUACAACUUUGCCUACAAAGGACAAAACAGCUACGAACCAAACUUCGCCGCAACAAACGAGGAAAUUCCUUUCAAGUGGGGUAUUAGCCACUGUGAUGAUCUAAUUUACCUGUUUCCUUCGAAGAGAUUUUUCCCGCGGUUAUCUGCACCGCACGAUCAACAAAUGAGUAAGAUAAUGAUAAAGAUGUGGGUUAACUUCGCCACCUAUGGGGAUCCGACGCCGUUAAGCGACCCUGGUGCAUCACGAUGGCGUUCUCUGCAGAAUUUAGAAGGACGCUCGACCGUGAGAAACUCAGAUUUGAUCUAUCUGAACAUCUCAGGAUCGUUUAAGAAUGGCAUACGCGACGGUAUCCGUUUUGAAAUUAUGAAUUCGUUUUAUCCGGAAAGAAUGCGAUUUUGGCAAAGUUUGCCUUUAUGGGAAAAUAUUGACGGUUUGCAAUAGGUGUCAUCAAAAUGUGCGUCGUGUACUUCUGUACCUAAUCUCAUAUUUAUUUAAAUAAAAAGUCUAUCGUAUGCAA
Messenger RNA from Photinus pyralis (common eastern firefly), 2116 nucleotides. It is a transcript of the gene Tcjhe, whose product is annotated as venom carboxylesterase-6-like. The record is from RefSeq and is a predicted model, not a curated record. NCBI's taxonomy places the organism in Eukaryota, Metazoa, Arthropoda, Insecta, Coleoptera, Lampyridae. The transcript has 9 exons. Bases 166 to 2040 code for a protein of 624 amino acids.